UCAGUGUCUUGCCCCGUGCCGGCGACAUCCCUUCGCGCCCGUCCGCUGCACAAGUCGCAACGAACGGUUCUCCUCGCGUAUAUUUCCCGUACCUAUACACACGACGGUUCGAAAAAAUACCGAAACAUUUUUUUUUUCCGAGCAAAUCUUUAUUAUUAGCAUUAUCAUCAUCAUCGAAACGAACAAACAAUACGCGAUCCGGAAAAAAAUUUCAAUUAUUUUCCAACACCUUUUUGACCGUUUCACACCCGCGAUAUUCAGCAUUUUCGUCCGAUUUUCAGUCACCGCCACGCCGUCGAUCGGAUUAACAGUCCAAUAAUCAUCGUCGUUAAUAUCCACGUCCCGUUUCUCGUUUAAUUAUCCACCGUCGUCUCCGUCAUACCCUGUCCAGAGAGGAGAGGCACCGCACAGGGCUGUCCACAACGCCGGAGACAGGAAGGCUGUACGUCAUAUCUACUGUUCACACCGUCCAGACGAGGUUCAAGUGAAACCAGUGAAUGUUUGAGAACCAAACGUAAUACAGUUCACGCCCUUAAAAAUAAUUAUGAACACUUACAACUCACUGGUCUAGCCGACCGAAUCAAUCGCAUAUGAACCGACCCUAACUCGACUUUCGCGACUCCACCCGCGCACCCACACGCCGGACGUGGUUUUCGUCGACCCGCACUCCUCGGAGGAGAUCGCGCGAAGUCGAACGCCGUCGUCGCUGCCGCCGACGCGCCAACACCGCUGCGGGACUCGACAUCGUCGUCACCUGUACACUCGCCACCAGCACUUCCACAACCGACGGCGUUGGGUUACCGCCACGAUAACCGGAACCGCGGUAUAUACCGCGAUGACGACGACGACCGCCACAUACACCACAACCAUAACGACCAUCCGGUCGUAGAGGAGCGGGCGAGGUAUCGGUCGGAAGUGGUUCGCGGCGGACCGGAAGCGGGAGAACAGUCAAAUAAGUCAUCGGCGGGGGCACGGACGAUCCGAUGGACGAGGAAAACUAUACGGCCGUGGUGCCCACGUACUUGACGGGCCUGUUCGACUUCAACGGAACGGCGGAGGGCGGCAACGAGACCGACGACGGUGGCUAUCUGAACGUGACCACCGAGAUGCCUGUCCGGUACGCCCGGCCCAUGUACGGGUUCGUCAUGCCGUUCCUGUUGCUGGUGACCAUCGUGGCCAAUACUCUGAUCGUGGUCGUGCUGUCCAAACGGCACAUGCGAACGCCCACCAACGUGGUGCUCAUGUCCAUGGCCCUGUCCGACAUGUUCACGCUACUGUUCCCGGCCCCGUGGCUGUUCUACAUGUACACGCUUGGCAACCACUACAAACCGCUGUCGCCUGUCGAGUCGUGCUACGCGUGGUACGCCAUGAACGAGGUCAUACCAACGCUGUUCCACACCGCGUCCAUCUGGCUCACGCUCGCCCUGGCCGUCCAGAGGUACAUAUACGUGUGCCAUGCACCAGUGGCGAGGACAUGGUGUACAAUGCCACGAGUUCUUAAGUGCGUCGCCUGGAUAUCAGUAAUGGCAUCAUUACAUCAAUCGACCAGAUUUGUUGACAGAACAUACGAGCCAAUCAAAAUAUCAUGGAGAGGACAAGACUCGGUGGUCGUGUGUAGAAUGAAGCACGCAUAUUGGGUUGAACAUUGGGUCACACUUGACGUAUACUUCACGCUGUAUUAUGCGUUCCGUGUGAUCUUCGUGCACACUGGCCCGUGCAUAUCUCUGGUCGUGUUAAAUCUUUUACUGUUCAGGGCUAUGAGAGAUGCGCAAUUAAAAAGAGACAAAUUAUUCAAAGAGAACAGAAAGAACGAAUGCAAACGUCUAAGAGAUUCUAAUUGCACAACAUUGAUGCUCAUUGUCGUUGUGACAGUUUUCUUAAUGACAGAAAUUCCAUUGGCUGUAGUAACGGUGUUGCACAUAAUAUCAAGCAGUAUCAAAGAAAUACUCGACUAUUCGGUGGCCAAUCUGUUGGUGUUGUUCACCAAUUUCUUCAUCAUCGUCAGCUACCCGAUCAACUUCGCCAUUUACUGCGGCAUGUCCAGACAGUUCCGGGAAACGUUCAAAGAGCUGUUCAUCAGAGGCUCGGUGCAGAUAAACCGUAAACACGGGGCCGGCGGCAGCUCCCGUUACUCGUUAGUCAACGGACCCAGGACAUGUACCAAUGAAUCGCUUUUGUAAAUUCAUUACGACCGCUUAUAAUAUUAUUGUGCAUGCGCACGAUCAAAUUUUAAAACCCACCCGUCUGAAAAAUGAGUACUUAUAACGUACCCGUUGCGAUUGAAGUAACCAGCCGAUAUGGGUACCAACCCGUAAUAAAAAAAAAAAAAACGAAGCAUACAAUAUUAUUUACUUACAGUUGUACAUAUUAAUAUAAUAAAUUAUACAUAUUACCUAUUAUACCGUUUUGAUGGAAGGAAAGGGGAAAGGGAUAAAAGUAAUUUUUACGCACAAUUCAUACUAUAUUAUUAUAUUAUAAUAUAUUAUAACAUAAUAAUAAACGUUUUCAAAAUCAAAUAACCGUACAAGCGAUACUUCUCAAACCACAAUUUUCGGACGUUCAAAAGUCCCAUUCACAGCAGUAUUAUGCAUAGAAAUUAAAUGUUGAUACCGUUUAAAUAACCUACAUGCAUUAUAUAAUGUGCAGAUAAUUGUAUUUCGUUCUUUUUAAUUGUACCUCUAUUUCAUUUCAUACUGGAGUUCUGUCCCGAACUAAGUCAAUUGCUUCCAAAAAUGUAUAGAAAUACCUUUUAAUAAUAAAUAAAUUUUAAAUUUGAAUUAAUUCAUUCAUUUUUUAAUUGAGUACUUAUGUAAUCAAUUUAAUUUUUAAACUGAUAAUGCAAUGACUACGUUCAUUUUAUCUCUAUAGCAGCGUGUUGAUUUAAAUUGUACAUCACAAUAUUAAAUAAAUUAAAUAUAAUCAAACACCGUGAAAAAUCGUUGAUUAUUAUUUUUUUUCCUAGUAAGAUAAAUUGCUGUACAGACCCCUUUUCAUAUAAUUUUUUUUUUUUAAUUAUCUUUAUGGGAUAUUAACAAUUGGCACAAUGUAAGUUAUUUGUCAUUCGAUUUUUUUAUUUUUAUUUUUAUUUUUUUGUUGUUCGAAGCGAGAACAGAUGAUGGGAUUAUUACGUGCAAUUAAUUUUCCUUAAAGCAAUCAAUUUAUGUCAAACAACAUUAUUUAUUUAUUAUUACUUCUUUUUCUUUUUUUUUUUUGUAACUACAUAUAGAUUUCUAGUUAUAUUACGUAUCUACCUAUCUCACAAUAUGUUUACUGAGAAAAAUCGUAAACCGUUUUAAAUCAAUUACAAUUAUAUUUUAUUUUGUAAUUUUGAAGUUAUUCAAAUUUACUAAGUAUAUUGUACACAUUUAAAUUUACUUUUAAUUAAUGCUGUUUGUUUAAGAAAAUGUUCAGCCAUCAAAGGAUUAACCGUUUCAAACCUUUCAGCAACACGACUGAACAAUAAUAUAUUAUUGAUGAAAUUUCUAAGAAACCGUAAUAUUUUGGGGGUAAAUAAAAUCAAGAUAUUUAUUAUUCAGAGAAAAGUAUUAAUCUGGAAAAGGGGGUUGGUAAAUAGUAUAUAUUGUAAUGGCUACGACCACAGUAGUAUCAAAUUAAAUCAAUCAUUGCACACAGUCCUAUGCACAAAUAUAUAAAUAUCUUAGUAUAGUGUUAUAGCUUUUCAUAUUUCUAUGGACAAAUUUUACUUAUUGUUGACUCAAAAAAAACUGUAUUUCCUAUAAUGGUGUACAGGAUAAUAAUAUGACGUUCAUCUUGGAACCGUUCUAUUAUUACGCAACUAUCAAUAUUAUUUCAAAAACCAAAUCUUGGUCUAUAAAACAGUAUACAUUUUACAUUUUUUUCAACUUCUGAUUUUUAAUUUGUCUGUAUAAACGUAUAGUUAAAUUUAAACUGUUCACUAACCAAUAAUGACCACGUGAUAUCUUGAAGGUAACAACCAUAACAAAAAUAAUAAGAAUAAAGUAAUACAGAUGUAUGCAAUCUCCAAUAACAAACAUUAUACUAAAUACGCGAGUACUGAUAUGUUUGUAUAGUCCAUCGGUCGUGUACCUUCUUACGUACCUAUAUAAUUAAUCUUACAACCACGGCUUUAGAUAAUACCUAUGGUUGUGUAACGAUUAACAAAAGAAGAAAAAGUGGGUCUUCAAUGUUCUCCACCAAAUGCCUAAGAUCAUAGAGCGCUUUCAGCGGAUUUAUAUUAUAACAAACCAAAUAGCAAAAUAAUAUAUAUAUUAUUAACAUUAAAUGGUAAGUUUUUUAAAGCAAACUGAUAGAUUGCGCUGCAAAAUCUUAAGUAAAAUCCGGUAAUAUCGAGAGAACAUAUGUGGGACAUAAACGUCCCGUAGAAUGUAAUACACCGUACUGCGACCAUACUAUAUCUAAAGCCGUGCUUACAACUAUAAUAACGGUGUGAAAAUAAAAUAUAUUAGAUUACUUCUCAAUCAGCUCAUUCAAUUUUGAAGCCAAAAGGGUUUAAAUUACAAUAUAUUUACAUACUCAAUAAUAUAUCGCUGAAAUGUUUAACUGCACGACUAUAGAAGAUUAAGCGUUUUAAAAAUAAUAACGUUAAUUAAAUAUUAAAAUGUGUAGAAAUAUUUAUUUAGAAAUAAUCUCACUGAUAAAGAAUUAAAAAAUAAACUAAAAAACUAAAAAACAGUAAAUUAAUCAUUAUAUUAUAAUAUAGAUUUGUUGUUUGAAAUUAGAUAUAACACUACGAUUAUUAAUUUUACAUGUCAAAUAUAGCUAAAAAUUGGAUUAGGUUCAUAUUAACUUACUGUACAAUUGUACAUUCAUGUUUUUAAAACAAUAAAUAUACUAAAUACACGUUAAAUAAUUAUGUGCUAACACAGUUUUUUAAUUGAAGAAUUAAUGUAAUUUAAUAUUGUAAAUAGGUAUCUAAAUAUUUAAAUUGUAUUACAAUUAAUCACAUUUAUCUUAAGCACCACAUAAAAAUU
This is a messenger RNA of Metopolophium dirhodum (rose-grain aphid), 4973 nucleotides long. RefSeq names its product sex peptide receptor (gene SPR). The transcript is spliced from 8 exons. Gene Ontology annotation, molecular function: G protein-coupled peptide receptor activity. NCBI's taxonomy places the organism in Eukaryota, Metazoa, Arthropoda, Insecta, Hemiptera, Aphididae. The coding region runs from base 984 to 2180 and encodes 398 amino acids. Gene Ontology annotation, biological process: G protein-coupled receptor signaling pathway. Gene Ontology annotation, cellular component: membrane. The record is from RefSeq and is a predicted model, not a curated record.